Fonsecaea nubica is the source of this 447-nucleotide messenger RNA. RefSeq lists its product as hypothetical. The record is from RefSeq and is a predicted model, not a curated record. The transcript has a single exon. The coding region runs from base 1 to 447 and encodes 148 amino acids. NCBI's taxonomy places the organism in Eukaryota, Fungi, Ascomycota, Eurotiomycetes, Chaetothyriales, Herpotrichiellaceae.
AUGGCCGCUGCUCAAGUUUGCCCCGUGGUUGGUACCACCAACACCGUCCUCCCUCCCAAACACCCCGAGUUCGACAUGGACAAGCCUGGCCAGGUCUGCCCAGUCACCAAAGCCACCACAGACCAUCAUCACAAUCUCCACAAGCACCCCGGGAUCUUCGACUCGACCAACCAAGACCUCGCCCACGCUGAAAACUGUCCUGCGCUUUCCAAAAUCGUGAGCCGUCCCGAACAACAAGCCAUGGACGAGGGAAUCUGUCCCGUAGUCGGCGCUGUCUCUACUGUCUUGCCCCCGAACCAUCCCUCGACGAGCGACGCAAAGCAUGGUGAUGUCUGUCCCGUCACAAAUGCUAAGUUUGAGCACCACAAGGACAAAGUGCAUGAGCAUCCCAACCUUGAGACUGCCGCGAAAGGUGCGGUCUGUCCGGUUGUUGGAAAAACAGCUUGA